Molecule: messenger RNA, 186 nt
Organism: Arabis nemorensis
Lineage: Eukaryota; Viridiplantae; Streptophyta; Magnoliopsida; Brassicales; Brassicaceae
Source: the annotation of a GenBank genome assembly
AUGGAUCAUCAUCAUCAACAAUGGUCAUGUCCAUACGUUUUCAAGAUCAAGAAAUUACAUUUCUUCUUUGUUCGCAAGGAGGAGAGCGAGACGCAUGACAUCACGAGCGUGGCUCUUGAGGCGAGAUCGAGCUUGAAAUGCCCUAAGGGCAGAGAAGCAGUGGAAGAGAUGAGGAUUGUUGCAUAA